This is a messenger RNA of Nilaparvata lugens (brown planthopper), 624 nucleotides long. Its product is annotated as nucleolin-like. Bases 1 to 564 code for a protein of 187 amino acids. The record is from RefSeq and is a predicted model, not a curated record. The transcript has 5 exons. NCBI's taxonomy places the organism in Eukaryota, Metazoa, Arthropoda, Insecta, Hemiptera, Delphacidae.
AUGCGGUUAAGUCACCAGAUGGAAGCUGGAAACAUCAGCAUAAAAGAUUUCCUAUUGGCAGCAGGAGGAACAAUCGGGGAGAAUCUGAGACAUGACGAUGAAAAUUCAUCAUCAAAUAAUGAAGAAGAGGAGGAUGAUUUGGGCCCACCAGUGGCGCGCAACCCACCAGUUGAUUCAAAACGAUUUGAAGAGUUUGUGGACAAUGAACUCAAUGACGAAAUUAGCGAUCUUGAUCUAUCAGAUGAUGAUGAUGCUGAUCCUGAUUUUCAAUUGAUUGAGCGUGAAAUGGGUGCUGAGGAGCCAUCCUCUUCAGACGAUGAGAAUGAGGACAAUAAUUCAAUAUCACAGAACUUGACAGAGUCAGUGACCUCUCGACCAUCAACAAGUGACAGCCAAUCAACUGAGCCAGCUGAACCACUUCAAACUAAAAGAGCUUCGAGAACAAGGCGUUCAUUUGAUCAAGCUACAGGGUCUCGAAAUACACGUGAUUCCAUUGCUCAAGAUGGAAGAAGGUUCCAGAGGAAGGUUCCAGCUCAAUAUGGAAGAAGGUUCCAGAGGCAGUAGAAUGCUCAUGGCAGCACUGAAUCAGCACACAAAAGACAGUUUUGCUAAACAAGUAGCAAA